Molecule: messenger RNA, 243 nt
Organism: Synchytrium microbalum
Lineage: Eukaryota; Fungi; Chytridiomycota; Chytridiomycetes; Synchytriales; Synchytriaceae
Exons: 4
Coding region: 1-243 (80 amino acids)
Source: RefSeq, a predicted model, not a curated record
AUGCUGGACGGUUCAGGAAGGCCAUUUGGAGGAUUCCAAAUCCCAAAGGUUCGUGGAAGAGCAUCCACAGCCAUCGCAUGUGGCAUCGCUUGGUUUUGGGUCAUGUAUCGAAUGAAGCAUGAUGGACCUCAUCACUUUUUACAUGAACAUCCAUGGGAGAAACCUGAAAUGCUUGCUCAUCUUGAGGAGGUUGAUAAGAAGUGGGGAACCAAAUAUGCAACUGAUAACAUGCACCACCAUUAA